Rasamsonia emersonii CBS 393.64 is the source of this 2820-nucleotide messenger RNA. RefSeq lists its product as uncharacterized. Gene Ontology annotation, biological process: transcytosis; vesicle fusion with Golgi apparatus; intracellular protein transport. The record is from RefSeq and is a predicted model, not a curated record. The transcript is spliced from 6 exons. Bases 1 to 2820 code for a protein of 939 amino acids. NCBI's taxonomy places the organism in Eukaryota, Fungi, Ascomycota, Eurotiomycetes, Eurotiales, Trichocomaceae. Gene Ontology annotation, cellular component: Golgi membrane; Golgi stack; ER to Golgi transport vesicle membrane.
AUGUUUCGAAUCCUUGAGUCGCAGGCGCCGGCCAAACAGACGGCCACGGAUACGAUAAAUACUCUGAGCAGUAGACUGCAAAAUGCUACCCUGCUGGAGGAUCGACGGGCUGCAAUUCUCGGUUUAAGGAGCUUUGCAAAAACCUACCCUGCCUCGGUUGCUUCAGGUGCAUUGCGGGAUCUGAUCAACAGCCUCCGCAAGGAUGCUGAGGAUGUCGACACAAUCAAGGUGGUCCUGGAGACUCUAUUGAUGCUCUUUUCUCCAGAUGAGAACAGCCCCGAAGCAUCGGAUGAAAUUGUUCUCUGGCUUGCCGACGAGUUCACACAACGCCAAGACAAUAUCACUGCCCUGCUCGAUCUCCUCGACUCCCGGGACUUCUACUCUCGGCUGUAUUCCCUGCAGUUAAUAUCGCAGAUUUCCGCCGCACGACCAGAUAGGACACAGGAGUGUAUUUUUACUGCUCCGCUGGGGAUAUCAAGACUUGUAAAUGUACUUAGUGAUGCUAGAGAGCCAAUACGAAACGAGGCUCUUGUGCUUCUUAUUGCUCUCACUCCUUCAUCGGCCGAACUCCAGAAACUGGUCGCCUUUGAAAAUGCUUUCGAGCGGAUUUUUUCGUUGAUUGAGGCAGAAGGUUCUUUAUCCCACGGGUCUGAAGUGGUGGAAGAUUGCCUCUCACUAUUGGCCAAUCUUCUGCGGCUGAAUGUUUCAAACCAGUCUUAUUUCAGGGAAACGGGUUGUGUAAAGAAGCUUGUGACGCUUCUUACCGAUGCCACCACCGCGCAGGAAACGGAAGAAGACAUUCCACCCUGGGUUCUUGCUCGUCGAGACAAGAACCUUUGGGGCUUAUUAACCAUCAUACAGCUAUUUCUAGUUCGAGGCGGCAUUAGCACCCCUAUCAACCAGACAACGUUCUGGCAGAAUGGCGUUAUGGAACAGGUAUUACGCAUAGCAUUUAGCAACAAUUUCGAUGUGAACAUCACAGCCAAGGCUUUGGGAACAUGCGCCGAUCUAAUUAGCGGGAACUCAACCUUGCAGGAAAAAUUCGCAGACAUUGAGGUUUCCUGGAAUCCUCAAACUGGCCAGGAUAAGCUGUCUAACGGCGACUCCAAAGCCAUAGCACCACGGAAGAUAAACGUCAUCGAAGCCUUACUCAAACUAACCCUUGAGCCGGCGCCCCUUUACAUUUUGGAUGCACGCCUUGCCGCCUGCGAAUGUAUGAAGGCUUUCUUUGCAAAGCAUCCUGGAAUCCGCAUUCACGUUCUGCGCAGAGCAAUUGAGGGCCAUGUCAGUGGGAAUGAUCAGAUCCCAAAUAUCCUGUCUGUCUUGCUAGAACCACCAGAGUCUCGGGGAAUUGCUGAUCCUUAUCGGAAAUGGAUGGCCGCUGUUCUCUUGUUCCAUCUUCUCUUCGAAGACCCGGAGGCAAAAGCUCUUGCUAUGAAAGUCACCGAAGGAAAUGCAGAGAACGGCGAAGAGGUUAUCACAUGUAUCCAGACGAUAGCGGGCAACUUGAUCACUGGAAUGCAGAGAGGCGAUGAUGAGAGAAUGUCUAUCGGUUAUCUCAUGCUGCUGUGCGGUUGGCUUUUCGAAGAGCCAGAUGCCGUCAAUGAUUUCCUCGGGGAGGGAAGCAUUAUUCAAAGUCUGAUCCAGGAGACUAAGCAAAGCCGCCUUGGCAAUGUUCUUGUUCCGGGAUUGUGUUCCAUUCUUCUUGGGAUCAUCUACGAAUUCUCAUCCAAGGAUUCUCCGAUACCACGAGAGACGCUACAUCAGCUGCUAAGCAGUAGACUUGGGAGAGAACAGUAUAUCGACAAGAUUACCAAGCUGAGAGAAGACCCUCUCGUCCGGGAUUUCGAAGUCUUACCCCAAACAGCGCGCAGAGAUCAUGAUGGUGGACUUCCGGAAAUAUUUUUUGAUCGGACAUUUAUCGAAUUCCUGAAAGAUAACUUCAGCCGUUUGAUACGUGCGAUUGAUCGAGAUCCUGGCUUGGAAAUACCUGUGAUCGCGAAUGGUGUUCAAAAGGGCAUCUCACGGGAACUUGUUGAUUCACUCCGGGCCCAAGUUGAUGAUCGAAACCAGACUAUUCAAAAAUUGGAAUCAGAUCUGCUCGCUUUGCAGCAGAAACUGGAACAAGAACAGCUGGAUCAUCGGAGAACAAAGGAGUCCACUGGUCUUGAGAUUUCUCGCAUAAAACAAAUCAACGAGGCUCUACAGAGAAAUCACGAAACUGAAAUGUCGAAACUGGAAGAACAGCACAAGCAAGAAAAGAAUGAAUUACUCAAGCAGCACGGUGAACGGUUGCGAGCUAUCGACAAUCAGCUGAAGGAGACCACCGCGGACUACGAGAAGAAGAACGCUCAAGUACGGCAACGUCAUGAAGCCGAGGUGUCUGAUCUCAAGAAGACGAUCCAAACUUUGGAAUCAAACCUCGACAAAGCCAACAAGGACCACAUUCAGGACCUCCAAACCGCACACGAAGAAUACUUAGCUAAGUGCUCUACAUUGGAAGAACGGGCCAAACGCGCCGAAGAAAGGGCGGAGGAGGCGGAGGAGCUCGCUCGCAAAGUAGAGCAGGAUCUCAUAGAAGCUAAAGAAGCACUAGCCAAGGCCAAAGCCGAAGUGGAGAGCAAAGAGAAAGCUCGUAAGGAAGUACAAAGUGAGCUCGAAGAUCUUCUGAUUGUGUUUGGAGAUCUUGAAGCCAAGAGAAACGAAGACAAGAGACGCUUGAAAGAACUCGGACAGGAAGUUUCAGAGGCCGAAGAAGAAUCUGAGGAUGAGAAUGAUUCCGGCGGAGAUGAUGAUGAUGAUAAUGAUGAUGUGGAUUGA